Molecule: messenger RNA, 261 nt
Organism: Miscanthus lutarioriparius
Lineage: Eukaryota; Viridiplantae; Streptophyta; Magnoliopsida; Poales; Poaceae
Source: the annotation of a GenBank genome assembly
AUGGCCUCCGCGGCGUCGGCGCCGGUGUUUGAGAGGGUGGCAGGGAUCCGAGCCAUCGCCGAGUCCGGCCGCUUUAAGGCAAGCUCCUCCCCACUUCCCAGGAACCAAGCUAUUACCUGCUUUAAUCACAAUCGCUCCGCCCCUCCUGUUGCUUUGCUUGGCUUCGCCAGUCACUGUAGUGUAGUAGUUGCAGUGAUUGGGAUUCGCCUUGCGACUAACCGUGGGACGCCGAUUCCGAUCACCAGAUCGCAGAUCCUGUAG